AAGGAAAAAAACAUCCUCUCUCGAUCCAUCCCCUAACGACGGAACCCGCAUAGGCACAUACGCACGCCACAGGUUCCUCAUCCUCCCCCCGAUUGCCCCAAUGCCACCUGCAAGCCAUGGGGGCCGCCCCCUAGAUGCAUUGCCGGUCCUUCUCCACGCGCCACCGCCUCCCUUACGAGGACACCCCGCCAUGGGUCUCAGUUGGCGCCACGACGGCCAUGGCCUCCCCACCCGCCGAUGCUCCAGAUCCAGCCAUCGUUGACCUCCUCUACAUCAGUUAUCCGUCAAGGUAGGGGGCGUGGCUCUAUUUAUCUUCCCGCGUGCACCGUGUCCGUGUAUCCUAGGGCAAGGGUGCUUGUGAGAUCGGGAGAUGAUCAAAAGGAGGAAGAGGAGAUCCAUGGUUGGGGAUACAUCCAACGACCUAGGCAUCAUCCUGACGUCGUACUCGAAGCCCGCAUCCACUGCCUCCUCAAUCUAUGUUAGUCUGCAGCAGCAAGGAGAUAGAAAGGAGGGUCAGCAUGAAUGGAACGUAUCCCCUUCCAGAGGACUCGCCCUAACUAGCCUGCACGGUACCCUUUCAUUAGCACUUCUCCCAGUCUUUUUGCAAAAUUUGAAUUCACCACUUUUGAAUCAUGCUUCGUGUGCGCUGACGGGCGCGCGAGGAAUGUGAUGGUUUUUCUCUGAAUCAUGUCAUAGUUCUCUCAAUAUUGUACGUGUUGUUCUCUGAAUCAUGUGGUAUUUCAAAGUGCUCUGUAUGAUAUGUGGUGGAUGGGGAAGCGGAGGCGACGACUGGUGGUUGUUCUGUUUAUACCUGGCAUGGUUCAGAGGCUAUGGAGAAGGCGUUUUUUCACUCGUAUUUGGUGAUAGGGUAGCGUACAUGAACAGAAAAAUUGUAGAAGGCGAGGAGGACAAUAUGAGCGAGCAAACAUUAUGUGGGUAUUGAGAUGUAGAUCCACCUUCACCGGCAUCAUACGCUUGUCUGUGACCUCCCACCAGCGACGCCCUGAGGUCACCCACACAAGCGACCAAGCAAUUCCACGUUGUCACCCUGCUACUUCGCCAAGGACAUCAAGGAGGUCGUGGAUGAGAGCUACUGUCCUCCUCGGAGAACUUGCCAGUGCCCCAUGCGUAUGAAGAAGAGGGAAGACACUCGCAUGGAUGCUCAAGGAAAUACACCAGAUCGGGCGAGGUUAGAUUAAGUUUCUUCAUUCUUCACUAGCUUUUCUUGUGCCUUUAGGUAUUUUAGAUAAGUAUCAUACGCUGCCCGCAAUAUGUAAGGGAAACCAAAAAGGAAUACAAAAUAUUUAUGCUUCUUUGUAGUUGUCCAUUUGGUUCUAAACUUUGAUAAAUGACAGGCAUAUUUUACAUUAAUUAAUAAAUAACCUUGAUGCACACGUGAGUUGGUUUGCAAUGAAGUGGGCAAGUAUACAUGUUCUUGUUGACUAAAUAUUUUUCAUAAAUAUAGGGGUAUGAAGAUAAUUUGUUCUUUCUUUACUCCGUUGACAACGGGUAAUGAUCUUUUUGUGUUUCAGAGUGUUACACGAUUUAUCAAGGGGAACAAAGAUGCAUAAUUUUCCUAAUCUUUUUAUUAUUGGUUGUUCCAUGCAUCUUCGGGGUAGAACAUGAGUUUUUCCUUGCAUACUUAUCCAUGCCUGAUGGCACUACACCGCAUUAGCAUACUUUAAGUUUUUCCUUGUAUUAUCUCCUAUUCAGGGUAGAAAUGCUCGGAACAAAGAAAUGAUGAAUUGUAGUGCAGUCAUUCUUGUAGUUAAAGACUAUGAAUUAAACCGAGGCGCUUAGUCGAUCAUCGGAGAAACAAGCAAUCAUAAGAGGCACGACACCGAGAUUUGUUAACGAGGUUCACUGAUAUGGCUACAUCCUCGGGGAUUGAUUACGGGCGCUCCUCCCUGUAACACCGCUACAAUACCGCACCACAGCUGCUCGGGCGCUUGGUGCCAGUUGUGGGCUACGACGUAAGUCGAUAGAGAGUCGAAGCCUAUUCAGGGGGGAAAGCGAGGUACACGUAAUUCAGACUGGAGCCCGGUAUUUUGAUGGAAACAUGAAACUCGUCAUCCCUGAGACUCAACCGGGACAGCAGAGGCUCGAUGCGGUAAUAGCGAUGAGGCGUGGGACGCGCACAUGACAUGGAGACGGGCCAAGGCUCUGGUGGUCAUACAUGGGGUGAGACAAUUGCAAAUUUGGCGGGAUGAGGACAAGCGAUAGUGAAAUUCCUUCAAGUUUCAGACACGUGGUCAAGGAAGAGCGGUGAUGUUGAGUUUAGGUAACUCUAGGACAACUCCACCGCGCGACCCCAUCCCGUCCGGCCCCGUCCGUUUGGGAUAAAAGGGACAAACCGGCCGGCCCAGCGCGCGACGACCCCGACCCAUCUGGUCCAUUUUGUGUCCGGGCCGACCCAUUUCGAGCGCAAACAUGCGCUGGGUUUGGGUCGCGGUGGACAACAAACGGACGUGUCGCUCGUCCGCGUCGGGGCCGCGUGCCAGGCGGCCACCUACCUCCCACCCGCCAACAUCAAUGCGCACGCGCGGCCGGCCCUGCCUGUCAUCCGCCCAGGCGAACGGUCGCCGUCCCUCUUAAAUGGGGAAGCUGUGGACCGGUCGUCGUCCACACUUCCCACUCCGGCCCUCUCUGCCCCCUUGAAACCCGACACCCCCAAACCCCCAAACCCUAGCCUCGAACUCGCCGGCCGCCUCGCAGCCAUGGGGCUAUGGAACCACGGCUGCAAGGGGAAGCACGACCGCGAGGCCGGCUCCUCCUCGGGAUGCCACCGCGGCUCUAUGAAAGAGGAGGCCGCAUCGCCGCCGCGCACCUCCUGUCGGGGCGCCCCGCCUGCUCCAUUCACCAUCGCCCCUAGGGCCACCGGCGAGCGCGACCGGCAGUACCUCAACGCCGACGUAUGUCGACGUUAUUGGGAGACGCGGACACCGGUCCCGUGGAGUGACGUCCACCUCCCCAACAACUGGCACCUCUCCGCCGAUCGGGUCCCAAUCCCGCCGGUCCCGAUGAGCGGCCGUGCGCGCCGUGGUGAGAUCGAGCGCCGCCGCCGCCUCCUCCCCGACGACCUCUACUACGAUAAUAGGUACGCCCUCAACUCCGUGCUCUGGGACACAUGGCUCCAGGACGGGCACGACGUGCGGCGCGCCUCCUACUUUGCCGGCACGGCGUCGGGGCCGCGGCGGCCACGUCGGGAGGUGCACGGGCGUACGCGGGUGCGCGGCCUCACGCCCACGCCGUCGCCGCCUUCCCCAUAUCCGUCGCCGCCUCCACCUCCUCGCAUGACAGCGGAGGAGGAGGCCCGGCUCAUGUAACGUGUCAUGGAGGACUCCAUGAACACGCACGAUGAGCGGCAAUGGACGGGCCUCGAGGAGACGAUGGCCCUCUUUGCGGCCGGCAACGUCGCCAUCUCCGAGCUGGAGAUGGUGGCGGUGGAGGAGGUGAUGGAGGAGGCGCCGGUGGUUGCGUUCCACCCGGGCCUGGUGGGCCAGCAGUGGAGCUGGUCUUGCACAGCUCCGGAGUUGGCAGACGCCGUGGGGGGCGUGAACUGGUACCCCACGCCGCCGCGGUCACCAGAGUGGGAGGCGUCGCCACGGGAGGAGGUGGUGCAGGCACCUGCCGCCUUCCAGCCCGCCCUCAUCUACCACGCACCGCCGGCCCACCUCUGGACGCCGUCGGACUACGUCGACCUCGUCAGCGACGACGACGACACUGGCGGCCACUAAAGACGGCGACGGCAUCGACGAGCACGGCAGGAGCGUGCGAGCGACGGCCGUUUUAUUUUUUUAUGUUAAUUAUGGCAAUGUGAACCGUGAAACUGGACGUUUUGUGGCCGUGAACCCUAACUUAUGUUUUAUGUUUUUUUAUUUGUGUUUAUUUACUUUUUUAGGCAUUUUAUUUUAGUUUUUCUGUUUUUUU
Molecule: messenger RNA, 3930 nt
Organism: Triticum aestivum (bread wheat)
Lineage: Eukaryota; Viridiplantae; Streptophyta; Magnoliopsida; Poales; Poaceae
Exons: 4
Coding region: 2718-3326 (202 amino acids)
Source: RefSeq, a predicted model, not a curated record